Messenger RNA from Oikopleura dioica, 816 nucleotides. NCBI's taxonomy places the organism in Eukaryota, Metazoa, Chordata, Appendicularia, Copelata, Oikopleuridae. The record is from the annotation of a GenBank genome assembly.
AUGGAAGUCGAUGGGGGUGAUCGUCGUCAAGGGUCUUCGUUAAGUGGCGAUGAAGUUACUCAUGGCCAGGUUUGCAUUCCAAUGAUGGUGACUAUCAAGACACAGAGCGAAAGAAAUAACCUUUUCACCCAUUCCGUAAAUCAUGAGCUGUCUACCUCCACCAUCCCAAUGAUGGUUACAAUGACUGCUGAGAAUGCGAUGAAGCAUAUACUUGAUAUCGAUGAUAUCAUUUCUCUCAGGGGUAUACCUUCCGGAAACGAAGAUGACUUGUGUAACGCUCAGUCUUUCAUUCAAACAAAGAAGACUAAUGCCCAUUGCCCAAGUAAUUCGCGGAGAUUCAUAGCUCAGGGCAAUGCUUCCAAGUCUUUACUCGAGAAAAUGCCUGGCGGAGAAGAUGGUAUCUGCUAUGUUCCUGACAAUGACUUGACGGUGACUGAUGUUAAAAGAAAACAAAAUUUUGGAAAAUCAGACGUGUUUACCGAUCCAAGCAGCUACACGAUUAUGGAUGAACGAGGGUUUCACAGUUGCCCCGGUAUCGCUUGGACUGAAGACGAAACGCGGACAGUUGUCGAGCGAGAGUUGCGCGAAAGAAGCAAACGCUUGGAGUUUAGCUUACAAUUUGGCGAAGAGUACGCGAGAGAAGCUUCGCCGAGAUACGGAACUGUCGCUGGCGAUGUUCCUUCGAAAUAUUCCGUGUCAGAACACGGAUCCAGUGGAACGCCUAUUUUGAUCAUGAUUACGGGCGGACGCAAUCUCGGCGAGGGGGUUAAGUACAUUUUACGAAUUUUCGGCAAAUUCUUCAUUGCUGUUGUGUGA